This is a messenger RNA of Effrenium voratum, 1860 nucleotides long. The record is from the annotation of a GenBank genome assembly. Lineage: Eukaryota; Dinophyceae; Suessiales; Symbiodiniaceae.
AUGAAGGGCACUGCGGCGACCAUGCUGAAGCUGCUGUCCGCCUUUCACAACAUCUCCCUGUACUCCCGAGGGAUGGAGGCGGAUGCCAACUCCGACGACUUCUUUUGCAACGCUCUCACGUGCAGCCGGCAUGCAGAUUUUGCCCCACAUGCGGAAGUCCGUUUCGUCCAUCGGCUGCACGCUGCCAUGCGGGUGAACCUCACCUUCACUGCCCCCUGGGCCAACCGCAGCUGCGACCUGGAUCUCCAGAUCGGCCCGGAGGCGAUCCGCGUGGGAGCCGAAGGCCAAGCUGACGGCCAAGCCGACGGCUUCCAGGAGCACCGCCUAGGUGGCGCCGGGAGCUACGAGCUUCUGGUGCCCGAGACUGGGCUGGUGGUCCACCUGCCCGGCCCCGCGCAGCCAGCGGCGCCGGCGCGGUGGAAGUCUGGGCAGCUCGAGGUCUGCCUGCAGCUGUCGGAAACUCGGCGCCCCACGGCCGUGGCAGAGGUGCUGCUGCCCAUGGGUGGCCCGGAGGGCCACCUGCAGCUGCAGGCCUUGCCAUCCUCCUGCCAGGGUCUGGUGGGACUGCGGCUGUGGCCCUGCUGCUUCCUGCUGGGCGCCUGGCUGCGCCGCGCCUUUGCGCGCCAGGAGCUGCCCAGGCGCCUGCUGGAGCUGGGCAGCGGCCAGGGCGCCGGAGGCUUGCAGGCGGCGGCGCACGGCGCGGAGGUGCUGCUCUCAGACUGCGAGGGCCGUCUCCUGCCGCUGCUGCGCCGCAAUGCCGCGGACGUGGCGCGCCGCUGCAACGUGGCGACGCCGGACGUGCGGCGCCUGGACUUCGGGCAAGACCAGGAUGUCCAGGACCUGGUCUCUGAGGGUCAAUUUGACCUAGUGCUGGCUUCGGAUGUGCUUUACGAGCACCGCCUGGUGCCGAAGCUGCUCCAGGCCGCCAAAGCGCUGACGGCCGCGAGCUCCGGCAGCACGCGGCUGGUGCUGGCGCUAGAGCUGCGGCCCUGUGGAGUGAAGCUGGAGGAGGCCCUCGCCUCGGAGGCGGAGAAGCGGGGCUGGGCGAGCUGCGAUGCGACAGAAGAGCUGCAGCUUUGGGUCACUCCGAUGCCCGAAGAGAUGCAGGUGCCCCCGCUGGAGCCGCGGCACCGCCUGCUGCUGCUGGGCCCCGGGCCCUUCGCGGCUUCGCCGCCGACGCCCAAAGCGGCGGCGGCGCCGGCGGCGCGGCGGCCCUGGGAGGGCGCGGGCGAAGAGGAAUGGUACUCGCGCUCCAUGCAGUUCUGGGCGCAGCAGGAGGUCUCCUGCAGCGGUGUCCUGGGCGGGCGCCCGGACACCCAUCUCCCGGACCUCCACGCGUCAGAGGCCUUCCUGGACGGCGUUUUGAGGCAACGCCAGACACGGCUGCAGACGGCCCUGGACUGUGGUGCCGGGGUGGGGCGCCUCGCGGAGGCGCUGCUUUUGCCGAGAGUGGAGACGGUGGACCUGCUGGAGCCGAGCGGCGCCUUGCUGGAGGCGGCGCGGCAUUUGCCGGCAAGGCACUUCUUGCAGCGGCCACUGCAGAGCCGAGAGAAGCUGCCAGACAGCUACGACCUCAUUUGGGUGCAGUGGGUCCUGCUGUACCUCACGGACGCGGACCUGGUGGCGGUGCUCCGGAGGCUGCGGAAAGCGCUGCGCCCGGGAGGGUGUCUCGUGGUCAAGGAGAACGUGCUGCUGAACCGGUCCGCGGGGCUGGUGCACGAGCGCGACAGCUCCCUGACCCGCACGGACGGCCACUUCCGGCGCCUCUUCGCGGAGGCGCAGCUGACGCUCCGCUGCUCGGCGGCCCAGGAGCCGUGGCCCUCGGAGCUGCUGCCGGUGAUGAUGUACGCUCUGGAGUGA